Molecule: messenger RNA, 1854 nt
Organism: Mercenaria mercenaria
Lineage: Eukaryota; Metazoa; Mollusca; Bivalvia; Venerida; Veneridae
Exons: 11
Coding region: 1-1854 (617 amino acids)
Biological process (GO): receptor guanylyl cyclase signaling pathway; intracellular signal transduction; cGMP biosynthetic process
Molecular function (GO): guanylate cyclase activity; peptide receptor activity
Source: RefSeq, a predicted model, not a curated record
AUGGAACAGAUGUCCGAUCUCAGAACGGAGAAUUUGAAGAAGGGGGCGGCGCCUGUAAACAACGAUGACAUCAUCGACCUGAUCCAGACCAAUAUGUUUGCAGAGAUCGGAUGCGGUCCAUUGUGUCGAGUAAACCCCUUGACGGAUCGCGGUAAGAGAUUUCAGCUGUUCAAGAUCCUGUGUUUGACUGUGAUACCGAUCCUAGGUGUAUGGGGCUUCACAAUGUACUCCCUGUCAGACAGUGUCGAGAGCAAAACAGACAUAGAAGUGGCGAAAAAUUCAAUGUCAAUAGUUGUCGUCCUUGGGCGAUUGAUCCAUCGUCUUCAAAUGGAGCGAGAUAUGAGUGUGCUGUAUCUAAGUGAUCUUGGGCCGGGAACCAAAACGUUUCUUCUGGCAGAAUAUAUGGCGACAGAUGACGCAUUGGAGAAACUGACCAUCUGGCCUGGUGCCCUGCAGAGAAAUCCUCGAGAGCAGUUUAGAAGCAAAGUGAAUUUGAUGUCCUACAUAGCGCAACACAGAACAUCGCUGAAUCCGAAGAAAGUGGAUCUUUACGAAGAAAUCAACUUUUACAGUGACAUCACCCGAGAGUUUCUGGAAUGGCUUGUUGAAAACAUUAAAGGUUCUGGCUUUGGUGCUACUUGGAAGACUCUGGUAGCUUACCAGAAGAUCACUCGCUGCAAGGAGGACAUCGGUGUGGAGAGGGCAUACGGGGCUAUGUUCUACACAAUAGGGAUGUUCCCACGCUGGAUAGAUUUUGAGUUCUACAACGACCAGGUUCAUGAUUUCAAAUACAACUACAAGACUGCCGUUUUCUACUCUGAUAUAGUCGUCCCCCUACUGAUGGAAGAAGUUAAAGAAAUCAAAUCUACUGGAAUCAACAUUACGGUUACUGUGAAUGCCUACCGUUAUGAGAUACAAUAUCACGAUCUAAAUGUAUCAUACAAGUCCGAGGAGAAGACAAAAUGGUUCUUUGAUAACAUGACAGAAUAUCUAGAUUCACUACUAAUGAUCCAAGAAAAGGUUGCCAGCAGAAUCACAGAGGAAGUUGAAGAAGUUCUAAAACAGGUUAUAACAAAAGUUGUGAUUUAUGCUUCGAUGGUCGUGGUUGUCAUAGCAAUGUGUCCCGUGAUCAUGUUUUCAUCAGAAGCACUGGCCAGCGACAUUCAGCGAUAUACACAGACACUCGUAGCUAAAACUAAAGAACUGAACUUGGAAAAGCACAAAACAGAUACACUCUUAUAUCAGAUGGUACCGAAAUCAAUUGCUGAAAGAUUGAAAAACAGUUCUGCCGUGGAGUCCGAGUUCUUCCGGUCCGUGACGAUAUUCUUUUCGGGCAUUUCCGGUUUUAAUCUGGUUUGCGCGGAAUGUUCUCCAAUUGAUUUGGUGACGAUCUUGAACAGUUUGUACACAGCAAUGGACGAGCAAAUUGGCAAUUACGAUGUUUACAAAGUCGAGACUAUCAAUGACUGUUACAUGGUAGCUUCCGGCUUACCAAAUAGAAAUGGCGAAAAGCAUGUAUCAGAAAUUGCUUCUAUGGCUAUAGAUGUACUCCACAUGUCUCGUAACAAACAGUUCCCCUCCGAACAUACCCCGAUACAGCUGCAAAUUGGAAUCAAUACAGGUUCGGUGUCGGCGGGAAUAGUUGGCACAGUGAUGUUGCGGUAUUGUCUGUUUGGUGACACAGUAAACAUAGCAUCUAGGAUGAAUUCUUACGGUUUGCCCAAUCGUAUCCAUAUAAGUGACAAUACAUACCUAUGCUUGAAGAAAACUGGAAAAUACAAGAUGAAGUUGCGAGGAAACAUGGACAUCAAGGUAUUUUUGCCAAAGUCAGUGAUGGCGGAACAUUUUAAUUGA